UUAUUGUUUCUUUACAAGAAUCGGAGAAUUUCACUACUGUAGCCUUUAGUUUACUUUUGUUCCUGACAAGUACAACAGUUUUGUUUUCGUCAACAUGGAGACACAAAUAGAAAACAGCGAUGGCCCAGAAGAAUACAUGCCUGAAAGUUCACCAUAUGAUCACAUGGAGCCAUUGGAAUUGGAGGAAAUGAACGCUUUUGACAGAGUUAGCAGCAUUCCUUUUGUUGCUAACACGUGGGAUGCUUUUAGCACCUAUUAUUCAUCAGCAAAGAAAUCUUAUCCUUCUGUUACACCUUAUAUUGAGUUGGCGGAGAAGAUCACCACUGGGGCAGCCAACAUUGCCUUUGCCACUACUAAGCCUGUUGUUGACAAGCUGGCACCAACUGUUAACUCUUAUGCCAAUUUGGGUUUGGACAAGCUUGAAGAUGCAUUGCCAAUGAUUCAUGAUCAACCAGAUGAGAUUUAUGAUUCAACAAAGGAAGCAGUCACCUCACUUGUAAAUCGAAAGAUAGAUUCAGCUCUCUCUGCCACUGAGAGAUAUGUAGAUUACUACUUGCCACCAACAAAAGAUGAAGAUGAUGAUGUGGAAAGUAGCGAUGAUGAAGAUGAUUCUGACAAUGAUUCUGAUACCAACAGCAGUGUGGAUAGCUCUGAACAGGUCUCACCCAAAGAAAGGAUAAGGGUUAUUAGUCAUAAGGUCCGCGAGAGGGCGUACCAUCGUGCUAUGGACAGAGUGCAUGGUGUGCAGAAAAGAAGUACUGAGACUUUGAAUAAGUUGACGUUUACUGUUGAUUUGAUACAAUAUGCCAAAGAGAAUAUGGAUGUCACCCGUGGGAACAUUGUGUCAACUGUUGCAACAGCAAAUGAAACUAUUCGAAAUGGGCUUGAAGCUUCUCAAGAAAAUGUGGCAAUCGUUUGGAAGCAAAUUCGAAAUCGUUCUAGUGAUGCUGCUGCAGAACUUCGUGUUUUAGAAAGAGCCAGAACACUGACAGGACAGAUCCAGAAGUCAUGUGGCGCACUUCUUUCAGUUGUUACCAAGCUUCCCCAGUAUGACUACCUUCAUGCUAAGAUUUUGAAGGCAAAAGAAUCUGCUGAUACCCUUGCACAAAACCUUGCUGGUAAAACAUCUCUUCGUGAAUUGUCUGCUUCUCUCACCACAUCUGCUCGCUCCACUUUAGAACAUGUUGGAAGCUUGUUUGAGGCUCUUAUUGGAAUAGCAGCUGACCAUGCCCCCAUCAGUUGGUUGGCACCAGAGUUCGACUGCGAUCCAUUAGAUGGCCUGUACAUGCAAGAUCUUGAGGCCGAUCUUCACAUGCACAACAGCAGGGUGUCACCACGUGAGAACCAAAGAGGCUAUCACGUCCGUUUCCAAAGAGGAUAAGAAAGAACAAUUAGAGGAAGAUAAUGAUUUGUGAAUGUUGCAAUUUUGUUUCAUUGUAUAUAUGCCACCAGUUUGCAUGAAUUACCAGUUAGAUGUUGUAUUCAUUUUUCACCUUGUAUCUAUCUGUUACUGUCAUAUUAUGCUCAACCGGGUUACUCUGUGGUGUGGGUGACACCAGAUGCGCAGAAUAGCCUUGUGAAAAUUCUGUUUUGUAGAUUUUGCUCAACCUUGUGCCUAUUUGCAUGAAUAUGUUUUCAUUUAACCAUGAAAUAUUUAUUUUUUGCUGAUCUAUACUACUCAAAGAUACUGGGAAUUAAAAAAAAUUGCAUGUCAGCA
This is a messenger RNA of Styela clava, 1717 nucleotides long. Its product is annotated as perilipin-2-like. Gene Ontology annotation, biological process: positive regulation of triglyceride storage; lipid storage. Gene Ontology annotation, cellular component: cytosol; lipid droplet. The record is from RefSeq and is a predicted model, not a curated record. NCBI's taxonomy places the organism in Eukaryota, Metazoa, Chordata, Ascidiacea, Stolidobranchia, Styelidae.